Molecule: messenger RNA, 1046 nt
Organism: Eutrema salsugineum
Lineage: Eukaryota; Viridiplantae; Streptophyta; Magnoliopsida; Brassicales; Brassicaceae
Exons: 3
Coding region: 1-1041 (346 amino acids)
Source: RefSeq, a predicted model, not a curated record
AUGCCUCUCUGCAAUAACUCCUCCAACAACCUCGCCGUGGCCGUUGCACUCCUCUUCGCCGGCGCCUUAUAUAUCAGCUUCUCCUCACCACGUUCGAUUUCCAAUCUUAUCUCCGAUAUUCAACACAAUGCCAACACUCCUCAGCCGCUGAGAAAUAUAGAGUUUCCGGUGGACGAGCUAGAGGCGGUGCUAGACAAGGCGGCGGCAGGAAACAACAAGACGGUGAUAAUAACGGUGGUUAACAGAGCGUAUGUGGAGGAUGUUAAAGGAGAGAGGACGAUGUUUGAUUUGUUCUUGGAGAGUUUUUGGGAAGGAGAGGGAACUCUGCCGCUUCUUGACCAUCUGAUGGUGGUGGCAGCGGAUCAAACGGCCUAUGAUCGUUGUCGUUUCAGGAGGCUCCAAUGCUACAAGAUGGAGACGGAUGGGGUUGACUUGGAGGGAGAGAAAGUAUACAUGUCACCUGAUUUCAUUGAGAUGAUGUGGAGGAGGACUCGCUUGCUCCUAGACGUCCUCCGCCGUGGCUACCAUCUAAUUUUCACGGACACGGACGUGAUGUGGUUAAGGAGUCCUUUUUCCCGGCUAAGCAACAACGGGAGCUUGGAUAUGCAGAUAAGCGUGGACAACAACAACGUGGGAGAUGGACACUUGAUCAACACGGGUUUCUACCACGUCCGGUCCAACAACAAGACCAUCUCCCUCUUUCAAAAAUGGUACGACAUGAGGCUCAACGUGACAGGCAUGAAGGAACAAGACGUCCUCAAGAAUCUACUCGACUCGGGCUUCUUCGAUCAGCUCGGCCUCUCCGUUGGCUUCCUCAACACCAACGAAUUCAGCGGUUUCUGCCAAGACAGUCCCGACAUGGGGGCUGUCACAACGGUCCACGCCAACUGCUGCCGCCACAUCACUGCCAAAGUCUUUGAUCUUACUCUUGUUCUCCAUGACUGGAAACGCUACAAAGCCUCACAUGUCAACAACAAGUGGAGCCCUCAUGCUAAGUGUUCGGGUUCAUGGAAUGAUAACCACUAUAUCCCCAAGCACUGACACUC